Messenger RNA from Colletotrichum graminicola M1.001, 474 nucleotides. RefSeq lists its product as uncharacterized. The record is from RefSeq and is a predicted model, not a curated record. Bases 1 to 474 code for a protein of 157 amino acids. The transcript has a single exon. Lineage: Eukaryota; Fungi; Ascomycota; Sordariomycetes; Glomerellales; Glomerellaceae.
AUGAUUGCCAGGUGGACUCACUUCUUCCUCCCGCAACGUCACUUCGCUCAGCACGGGCGGAUCAUGGUCUCAAUUACUUUUACCUUCAGUUUUGGGACCUGCUCGUUAUUCAUUUGGCAUCACUUCGGAUGCAGCCUUCAAGACAUCAGAGCAUUAGGGAUUACUACCAUGAUACCCGGAGUGCGACAGAAAAUUGAUUACCACAGUCAUGUCACCCCACUCCACGAUAUUUUCUUUUUAUUAUUCGGUCUGGAUUUUGUCUCUGCAUUUGGGUUACUUGGUCGUCAUCAUACCCCUCUCUCAUGGCUAGGUUGGUGGAUAUUGGGUUGCAAUGUAGGGAUGGUCAUCCCACGGUCGAUGUGUUGCCAUUUCACUGAGCCUGCGGGUUGCGGUGGAAAGAUUGUUUGCUUACUUGGACGAGCGAGGGAAGCUAGUCGUCUUCCAGCAAACCGCAUAAUGCAGGACAUCUUGUAA